AUGAGAACUGUACAUAUAAUAUAUAUUAUAACAUUGUUAUUGACAUUGUUGUGUUGGUCAUCGAUUGGAUCUUUGGCCUCACAAGAUGUGUCAAUCACAAUCGAUGACCUUGACCAAGGUCCCGACUCCUACGCAUCGGAUGUUGAACAACCAUGUAAUAUUGGAAUAAUACAUGAUUGGGGCUUCUCAAUGAUUGCCAAUAAUAACAGUGAUCAACCUUGGAGCUAUAGUGUGGACCCUGGUGUUGUGGAUAUUAGCUUCCAUAGACAGUUGGACGAAGGAUUUCAGGAGACUACUAUAUUUGGAUACUACGCAGCAAAGAUUGGAAUGAUCACUGAUUAUUAUCAAGAGUUUGUCUACUUUUUGAAUCAGACUGUCACGCUUCCUGAUGUCGGACCCAAUGAAGCAGUGGAGGUAUCAUUCACAUUGGAUACACCAUUGAUGAAUGUAUAUAUACUGUUUUAUAUUGAUGAUGAUGUUGUGUUUGAUAUUACACCAACAUUCACUCAAUAUGAGUCAACGACUCAAUCAUUCAUUAUACCAUUCACCUAUCUAACUGGUAAACGAUAUACUUUGGCCAUGGCAAUACUAUUCCCAACAUCCACUGUAAACUAUAUAUACGUCGAGGACUACAAGGCCAUGCGAAUACCCAUCCAGCUCAGUAGUUGCAAUCAAUCUUCGACAUCUGACAUCGAUCACAACUUUGGCAAAGCUCAUGCAUACUAUGUCUCGACAAAUGGAAGUGAUAUAACUGGAAAUGGAACGAUGGCGGCACCAUACUCAUCAGUACAACAGGCGAUAUUGUUUUCGGCCAACUCAAACUCGACGAUUUAUUUGAUGCCAGGUUCAUACUGUGGACUUGGAAACAGUUAUUUGGAUACCAAAGGCAAGGAUAUAACAUUGCGAUCAUAUGAUGAGACCAAUCGAUCGAUAAUAACUGGUCAAGAUCAACUUGAUCUGAUAUCAUUCGUUGCUACCAACGUCUAUCACUCGCUUACAUUGGACUCUUUGGUGUUUGAGCGGCCCAACACACUGGAGCAAGGCUCGGCCAUACUCAUCUCGGGCAUGUCGCUACUAUACGUCAACAACUGCCACUUUGGACGCAUGGCCAACAACUCAAUCACAUUGAACUACCUCAACAACAUCCAGUUCAACAAUAGCGUUUUUGAAGGAUACACUGGCUACGCACUUUAUGUGACCGGCCUGUUUGGCGACGAGAUCAUCUCGAUGAGCAACUGUGUGUUCCGCGGCUCGAUGGCCGCGUACCUGCUCAACUUACAAUGGGCGGUGAUCAGCAACAGCACAUUGAAUGACGGCUCCCCGGGCAUUGACGAGGUGCCCUGCGCCCUCUCGAUCAACAUUGUGGACGCGGUCGAUGUGAGUGACUCGCGCGUAUCAAUGACCACCUGCGCCAUGCAGUCAUUCCUCCGCAUGACCAAUGUAGAGUUUGCCAGUGAAGGCUACGACGAGAACAUCAUCCUGGUCCAGAACUCUGCGUUGCGCAUCAGAAACAGCACGUUCCAGCAGUAUGCCGCCAACUAUGGCAUCCUGGCCUUCCAGAGCAAUGUCACUUUCGACGCGACACUCUUCAACACGAGCACAUCAAACACGAUAAUGGCGGUGACAAGCCAGCUGAUCAUCACAAACUGCACGUUCAUGGAUGAGCUGAACCCGCUCCAAGUCGACAUGUCCACGGUCAACAUCUCAAACACCAUGUUCCAAGGCACACGAGCAUUCAUAUCUGGCACUCAAUCGAUGAUCCACUUGUCCAACAACCGGAUGGAGGACAUGAGCGUGGGCCAAGCUGGCAAUAUACUCAACUCAGAGAUACACUCCACGAACAACAUUUUCCACCAUAUUGUGUGCAGCAGCCAAUCCUUCUACAACCUCUACGAAACAAACCUCUUCGAGACGUCCAACAUCAUCUCGGACAGCAGUUGCCAGUACAUAGAAGCUCGCGCCGCCAGCAACCUGCAAAUCUACCACACACAGUUCCUGCGCAACAUCCAGGUCAGUCUGAUCGGCUGCUACGACACCACCAAGGUCCAAGCAUUCAACAUCACCGGCAGCUUCAACUCGGCACCUAUGGCACCGGUCCUGCACGCAGCCGAUGGCGCAAUCGUCCAGAUCACUCAAUCAAACUUUGAUCACAAUCACGCUGGACAAGGUGGUGUGAUGGCCUCGUCCGGCCAGAGCACGCUCAAUCUGAUCAACUCGACAUUCGAACUGAACUCGGCGCAGCAGACAGGUGGCCUGGUCUACACGUCGUCCACAGUGGAAGUACUAAUGGACGAUGUGAUGGCCGUCAGCAACUGGGCCAACGAAGGCUCGAUCAUAUAUUACUUGGUGCAGGGGCCACUAAUCAAUGGGUCGACAUUCACCAACAACACACAGACUUAUGGCAAUGAGGUGGCGCUGGGCACGGCCUACUUCUCCAUCAUCUACACAGGGCUCAACUAUAGUGUCUAUGGCAUACCACCCAGCAUCGACAGUGGCAGCCACGGCUACAGAUUCGACAUCCAACUGCAGGACGCCAAUGGCAACAACUUGACCAACAAGUUCUGUCACACUUCCACGUGCUAUGUCUACGUGUCAGUGGGCGGCCAGUUCCUCCAGUCGUGCCAGAUCACGCCCGAUGGCACCGCACACUUUGUCAACAUCACACUGUUUGGAGACAUUGGCGCGACGACCAACAUAGUGUUCUCGAGCAAUGAGCCAAACAUCAAAGAACAGACUUCAGAGGUGACGUUCAAUAAUUGCAGCGCGGGACAUAUGCCGAGCUCCAACGACUUGUUGUGCUCGCCGUGUCAAGCCGGCAGCUACGGUAGCAAUGGACUGACGUGCAGUGUAUGUCCGUCGAACGUCGUGUGCAAUGGACCUUCAUACUUGCCUGCCGAUGGAUACUGGAUAGAGGACAGUCUAGACGACCUUGUAGCAUACCAAUGUCCGCCAGGUCUAUGCCAUGACGGAAACUGCAGUGCCGACUACACCGGUCCGCUCUGUGCCGAAUGCAUUCCAGGCUAUUACAACUGUGGAUCAGGUUGCAAGCAUGUGGAUGGUCCAAAUAUUACAGUGAUCGUACUCAAGUUGUUGAUAUCAUUCUUUCUGGUACUAUUCCAACAGAUGUCUGAUAAUUCAAAGGGAUUGGUGACCAUCGCAAUGUACUUUGUCCAGAACUUGGUGGUGAUAUCCAAUGGCAUCAAGUUCAGUAUAAUGAGCGCUAUAAGUGGAUCGCAAUCUAGUCAUACCGGCAGUGGCGGCACGUCAUCAAUCAUCUCAUUCAUGAGUGAUUGUAUGGGCCCGAUGGGAUUCUACACCAAUCACUACAUCAUCCUGAUGCAGCCACUCAUCAUGUUUGCGAUACUCUUGGUGAUCGUGGCAAUGGAGUGGGGGCUGCGCCGCACAGGCAUCCUGUUCCGCGUGCCCGUCAUCAGAACAUUCGUUAACGAGAGUGAGCGCGACUUCCGCUCGCGCCAGUUCUCGGCCUUUAUCAAGAUCUGCAUGAACUCGUACGGCCCCUUCAUCACGGAGAUCAUGCUGAUCCUGUUCUGCUACCACGUGGGCUCGUACGUGCUGCUCAACGCCAACCAAGGCGUGCAGUGUGCAGGCGACCAGUACGACACAGCGCGCAAGGUCACCCUCGGCCUCAUGUCCUUUGUAUUCCUGUUUCCAAGCGGUAUCAUGGCGUUACUGUUCUAUUAUCGCCGCAGGAUGCACCAAGAGCGAGAGAUUGGACGCAAGCUUGGAGUGUUCUUCCUCAAGUACAAACCUCGCUUCUACUUCUGGGACGUUGUGCUGCUGUGUAAGCGACUUGUAAUAGUCACGCUGUCACUGCUGCCUCUGGCUGCGCCACAGCGCUCGAUCUCGCUGGUGGUGCUGUCGUUUGGAUCGCUGUUCCUUCAGCUCAAGUACCAGCCAUUCGUGCAGGCCAACGACAAUCACUUGGAGACCAUCUCUUUGAUGUUAUUAUUCGUCUGUUGUAUAUAUCUUGACAAUGCACUAUGGGAGACGACCGAACAAUGGAUCAUCAUGCUCAGUUUGGUCGUGUUCAUCAUUGCCGCGUUAAGAUUACAAUUCGAUCUUUAUUGGCGCCAUGUCAAAGAAGUGACCCGACCCCUUGUGGACAAGUUGCGAUCACUCCGCGGACCCACCACAUCCACGACAGGCACAUCAAGGAAGCGAACGACAUCAUCUUCAUUGGGCAGGUCGUAUGAUCCAUUUGACGACACACCAACCAUCACAGAUAGUGAUGGUGCCAGUCUGGACCCCGAACAAUUGGUCAAUGAGCACACAAGAUUACUGAUCAGUAAUGUCAAUAUCAAAGACAAUCACUUCAAUAGACAUCAUGGAAGUGAUGAUGAUGGUGAGGAUGAUGAUGACGACAAUGACCAAGUCAACGACCAGUCGUCAGCUGACCGGGUACCAAUCACUGAUCAUCAAAGUUAUGGAGACUAUUCACGAGAUGGAUCAUUGAACUUUGAACAAAUAAUGAUGGUCACCAAGCGUGCAUAA
Molecule: messenger RNA, 4512 nt
Organism: Acytostelium subglobosum LB1
Lineage: Eukaryota; Evosea; Eumycetozoa; Acytosteliales; Acytosteliaceae
Exons: 4
Coding region: 1-4512 (1503 amino acids)
Source: RefSeq, a predicted model, not a curated record